Neoarius graeffei (lesser salmon catfish) is the source of this 1649-nucleotide messenger RNA. RefSeq names its product small nuclear RNA activating complex, polypeptide 1a (gene snapc1a). The annotation marks the transcript as partial. Gene Ontology annotation, biological process: snRNA transcription by RNA polymerase II; snRNA transcription by RNA polymerase III. The record is from RefSeq and is a predicted model, not a curated record. Gene Ontology annotation, cellular component: snRNA-activating protein complex. The transcript is spliced from 10 exons. Gene Ontology annotation, molecular function: sequence-specific DNA binding. Lineage: Eukaryota; Metazoa; Chordata; Actinopteri; Siluriformes; Ariidae.
UAAGCUCUUGCAAAAACCUGUGAUGUCCUUUGGAUUCCGUUUAAAACCGACUGCGAGGAGCUGCUGGGACGCUUCCAACAGAGACAAUCUGUGCGCUAUGAAGACUUCGCAGUUAUAUGGAGAGAGAUGAACUUCUCUAGCGUGUUUUAUGGUAUGACCACAAACCGGGAGAAAAGACCCUUUAGUCGUCUUGUCUUUACCACGGUAUAUGACUACUACUUGCCUCCAUACAGCUUUCAGAUCCGAGUGGGGGCACUGUACAUGUUCUAUGGCCUUUACUUUACACAGCCUGCCUGGCCAAAGGAAAAGAUCUGGAUUGCACUGAAGGACUGGAUAUGUAUACAGCAAUUUGUCUCAGAUGCUGUCAGCUGUCAACACCUGGAUGUUGUUUACGUCUACAUGAAGCUGGUUUCUGAGAAGGCUUUUUAUUAUACGGCCAUGCCCAACCAGCUCAUGUUUGAUGCAAAGCGCCGUUUUAAAAACAAGAAAAUCAAUGACUUGUUCUACGACUGGCCAUCCAGAGUGACCCAACUGGUUAAUGCAGGUACACUGGAGGAAAUUACAAAUGUGCAGGCUCAUUAUGAGCAGAUUAAGCAGGCUUGUCAUGUGUCUGCCUCGGUCAGUGUGACGCCAGUUGACCUUCCUGCUCAACUUGAGGAACGUGCUCUUGAGUUUCAGCAGUGGCAGGAAAAUAACAAAAAAAACUCUGGCGCAAAGGAAAACACUGAGCAGUUAGAGUGCUCCAAGAGGGCAGCUCUACUAGCUACAAUAAAGUCAAAGUCUUCUAGGCAUCUAGCAACGGCUUCCAAAUCACGAAGACACAGACAGGUGGAAAUGGACACCUCGGAAUCUGGGCCAGACCAUGUGGAAGAGUUUUCGUCUCCGCACAAAAAGAAGCAGCUCUCUCUCAGGCAGAGGACAUGGCAAAACCUGGGCAAAAAAGAGUCAGACAAGCAAAAGCAACACCACUGGCUUCUCAGCACAAAGGAGGAAGACAAAGCAGCUUUGAAGAAGUGCCAACAGAAGAACAAAUUUAAGUGGUGAAAUAUGGCACGGUUGUCAGCGUGGAUUUCUCUCUCACAAAAUGUGAUUUACUUUUUCAUAGGUUUUUGUUGGUAAAACUAAUUUAGAAAUAGAAACAGAGUGGAUCUCUACCUAAUUAAUUUUUGGAGAGACUGUAUUUGCAGCAACUAAAAGUUAAUGUUUUGCGUGUUUGAUUAAAUAGAAUAAAUAUGCUUGUAAAAAUGAAAUAUUUAGAGAUUUCAGUAAGUUUUGCGGGCGGCACGGUGGUGUAGUGGUUAGCGCUGUCGCCUCACAGCAAGAAGGUCCUGGUUUCGAGCCCCGGGGCUGGCGAGGGCCUUUCUGUGUGGAGUUUGCAUGUUCUCCCCGUGUCGGCAUGGGUUUCCUCCAGGUGCUCCGGUUUCCCCCACAGUCCAAAGACAUGCAGGUUAGGUUAACUGGUGACUCUAAAUUGACCGUAGGUGUGAAUGUGAGUGUGAAUGGUUGUCUGUGUCAGCCCUGUGAUGACCUGGCGACUUGUCCAGGGUGUACCCCGCCUUUCUCCCGUAGUCAGCUGGGAUAGGCUCCAGCUUGCCUGCGACCCUGUAGAAGGAUAAAGCGGCUAGAGAUAAUGAGAUGAGUAAGUUUUG